Molecule: messenger RNA, 354 nt
Organism: Neolamprologus brichardi
Lineage: Eukaryota; Metazoa; Chordata; Actinopteri; Cichliformes; Cichlidae
Source: RefSeq, a predicted model, not a curated record
GAUCCAGGGCUGCAGAUCAGAUGAUGAAGAGAAACCAGGUGAAAGCCUCUUUGGAGAGAUGUCUGGAGAAUGGGGUUUCAGCUCCUUGUCUGGACAUGACGCUCAAUGAGCUGCACGACCUGGCAACCCGACAGCAGCAGCAGAUCAGUGCUCAGCAGCAGCUGCUGGCCUCCAAGGAGCAGCAGCUACGGUUCCUGAAACUGCAGGAUCACCAGCAGCAGCAACAGGAGGCGUCAGAGCAGGAGCGGCUGUGGCAGCUCAGGGAGAAUGCGCAUAACCAGGAGGCCAAACUGCGACGAGUCCGGGCCCUAAAGGGUCAGGUGGAACAGAAACGCCUGAGUAAUAGCAAACUAG